AGAUUAAUCGAUGUCGAACACGAGCACGUCAUCCAUGCCCAGCCAACCGAACGAUAUGCUGCGCUGAGCUACGUGUGGGGAGGCUUUGAUCAACCCACUCUCAAGAAAGAUGAAAUAUCAUUCUUCCAGACACGUGGUAGUCUGUCAGCCCUGCAUCUGCGCCUUCCGAAAACAAUUCGAGACGCAAUGCGGAUUUGCGCCUCGCUCGGCAUACGCCAUUUGUGGGUGGAUAGUUUGUGUAUCGUCCAAGACGCUUUGGACGAAAUUGAGAACCAGACCGCUCACAUGGACUGGAUCUACAAGGCUGCAUAUCUCACAAUUGUUGUAGCUUCGGGGCGGGACUGCGAUUCAGGAAUCCCUUCAAUCCAACCCCGAGAAAGGUUCCAGCACAGCAUUAUCGUUGAGGGCGUCAAGCUCGCUACGGCUCCGACCAUCGAGCUAAUCGAGAAGCGUGUGCAAAACAGUGUUUGGAACACGAGAGCCUGGACCUUGCAAGAAUAUUCCCUCUCCCGCAGAUGUCUCGUUUUCACAACCCAGGAUUAUUAUCUCCAAUGUGGA
Molecule: messenger RNA, 558 nt
Organism: Trematosphaeria pertusa
Lineage: Eukaryota; Fungi; Ascomycota; Dothideomycetes; Pleosporales; Trematosphaeriaceae
Product: HET-domain-containing protein
Exons: 1
Source: RefSeq, a predicted model, not a curated record